Messenger RNA from Strongyloides ratti, 3930 nucleotides. RefSeq names its product DNA repair protein RAD50. NCBI's taxonomy places the organism in Eukaryota, Metazoa, Nematoda, Chromadorea, Rhabditida, Strongyloididae. The transcript has 3 exons. Gene Ontology annotation, biological process: chromosome organization involved in meiotic cell cycle; double-strand break repair; telomere maintenance via telomerase. Gene Ontology annotation, molecular function: ATP hydrolysis activity; single-stranded telomeric DNA binding; G-quadruplex DNA binding. Gene Ontology annotation, cellular component: condensed nuclear chromosome; Mre11 complex. The record is from RefSeq and is a predicted model, not a curated record. Bases 1 to 3930 code for a protein of 1309 amino acids.
AUGGUUCGUUUUAUUGCAUUAAAAAUUCAAGGCAUCAGAAGUGUUGGUGAUAAACCUCACGUAAUAAACUUCUUGGAUCCUCUGACAUUAAUUCAGGGAGAAAAUGGUACAGGGAAAACUACACUUAUUGAAGCACUUAACUAUGUUACAACGGGAGCUUUACCAUCAGGUAAAAUGCAAGCAUUCAUCCAUAAUAACAGAGUAGCUCAAAAACAAAGAGUUGAUGCUCUUGUUCAACUAGAAUUUGAAAAUGUUUAUGGGCAGAUGUGUACAAUAACAAAACGUAUGAGUUCCAAUAUAAAAGGUGAUAAGUGUACAACAAAAUCUGACGACUUUACGAUGUCAAUCUUAGAUAGAAAUGGGAAAGAAUAUAGUAUUUCAUCAAAAGUGGUUGACUUUAACAGGGAAGUUUUAAAACAUCUUGGAGUUUCAAAAGCAAUUUUGGAAAAUGUUAUUUUCUGCCAUCAAGAAGAAUCUUGUUGGCCGUUGGGUGAACCUAAAGAAUUAAAAACAAGAUUUGAUGAAAUUUUUGAAGUAACAAAAUAUGUUAAAGCAAUGGAGAAUUUUAAGAAAUUGAGUAGGGAAUAUGAAAGUUCCGUAAAGACUAUUGAAAUAGAAUUACCUUAUCUUGAGACUCAAAUGUCUGAGUUUUUAAAAUUUCAAUCCGAAUUUAACAAUUAUAAAAAAAUUAAAAAUGAUCUUGUUAUGGGAAUAGAAAGUGUUGAAAAUGAAAAUAAACGUCUUCAAGAGAAUUUAGUUGAUGUUAGACAAGAACGCAAAGUAAUUGAAGAUAGUGAAAAGGAAUUUAUUGAUCUCAAUGCUAAAAAAGUUAUGUUAAUAAAACAAAUUGAAUCUACUUCAACAGUUGAGGUUUAUGAUGGUGUAAAGGAAAAUCUUUUAAAAGAAAUAGAAGAAUUGUCAAGUUACAGUGAUCAAAAUAGUAUUGAAGAUAUUAGAAGUAAACUUUUGAGUGAUAUUGGAAAUGCUGAGGCUGAAAUAUCUAGGAAUAAAGAAUUACGCGAAGAAAUAGAAGAGUGCAAAAAAGAUUGGGAUGAUAACAUGAAAAAACUUGAAGAUUUAAAAGCAGAAAAAGAUUCUAUUUGGUAUAGGGUUGUAGUAGAAAAUAAUAUUUGUAAAAAAUAUGAAGGAAAUACAUCUGAAUGUCUUCAUUCUUUAAAAUUCCAUUGGAAUGCUGAAUGCGAUCAAUUUAAAAAUUCAAAAGAAAAGAUUUUGAAGGAAUCACAAGAAAACUACAGUAAAAAUCAAUUUAAGUUUAUGGAAGUCAGAAAUUUAUUAGACCAAAUCACUACCACUAUGGCUAGUAAAAAAUUAGAACUAGAAAAUAACAGAAAUGAUCUCGAAUUAUUUAAAAAAUCACAGGAAGAAAUAGUUGAAGUUACUUUUCAAUUAAAUGAAAAAAAGAAAGAAUUAGAUUCUAUUGAUCAAGAAGAAAUUAACAAAAUUGACGAAGCUAAGAGAAAUAAAAGAUCAAUUGAAGAUACCAUUGAAAUUUUAAAUGCACUUAAUAAUACUUUAGAAAUACAAUCUCAAAAAGAAAAUGAAUUUGAUUUAGAAUCAUCUAAAUCUAAUGGAUUUUUUAAUAACAUAUUAGGUCCUCAGUUUAUUUAUGGAAAACUUUAUACAAAUUUGAAAGAAAAAAUUACAAUAUGUGAGGAUCAAAUUAAAAGUAAACAAAAGAUGAGGGAAAAUGUUACUAUUACGUUAAACGAUCUUGGUAAAUAUACUGCUGCACAUGAAGCUAUCAUCAAAAAGUAUGAUGAAGAAUCGAAAGAAUACAAAAACAGACUACAGGAACUUAUUCUUGAUGAUGUGAAUAUAAUUGAACAAAUAACAGUUACAGAAAAUUCUAUUAUUGAAAUACGAAAGAAAAUCGGAUUAAUUGAAGGAUAUAAAAAUGUUUAUGAAAUUUGGUUAGAAGAAUCGAAAGCUUGUAACGCUUGUCCUCUUUGCAAAAGUAAAUUUACAUCCCAUGAUUCGAUAAGUAGUUUUGAAGAGGAGCUUAACAAUAAAAUUAAUCAUUCACCCAACGAACUUGAAAACUUAAAGAAAUUAUUAUAUGAAAAUGAAAAUAUACUAAAAGUAUUGAAAGAGGCUGAUGAAAUUUCAAAAAAAUACAAUAAUCUUCAAAUUUGUGAAAUUCCUAAAGAACAAGAAAUUGUUAAAGAAAGAUAUAAUGAAAGGAUUAAGUACUUAGAGGAAAUGGAAUUAAUUGAAAAUGAUUUGGAUGAACUAAAUACAAGACUGGAUCAUAUGAAGAAAUUUGAAUCUGAAGCAAUUAAAUUAGACAAUCUCUGUAAUAAUUUCAAAGAAUUUGACUUACAGGUAAAAGAUGCUGUUAAAAAAGCAUGUGCUGCAUUUUUCCCCAAUUGUAUUUCUCCUUUGACGUUUGAAGAAGGACACAACAUUUUUAGUGUUAAGGAAAAAUCAUCCCUUUUAACUCGUGAAUUAGAAAAUCUGAAAAACUUUAUUUUACACAUAAAUAACAUGAAUCAAAAAAAGAAUAGUCUAAGUCAGGAAAUACAAAUUUUGACAAAUAGACGUAUGGGAAAUUUAGAAUCAAUUCAAAAAAUUAAUUCAAUGGAGGAAAAGAUCUAUCAUUUAGUAGCUGAAUUGGAAUCAUUAAAUGGCAAGUAUGAAGAGUUAGUUGUUCAAGUACCUGAACUUGAGGAAAAAGUUAACAAUAAUAAAAUAAAAAUUGAAGAAAUUGAGAAAGAGCUCCAUGAAUAUGAAUUUAAGAUGUCUAGAAAACUUGUUAAACUCGAUAGUGAUAUAGAAAACUUAGAAAAUAAGGAAAAUAAUAUUAACAAUUUAGAGGAGAAUUUAAAAUCAUUCCAAUAUGAUGAAUAUACCAAAAAAACUAAUGAAAUUGAAACAAAUAUUAAAUAUUUUGAGGAGUUGAAAUCAAAUUUGAAUAAAGAACUUUUAUUGUUAGAAAGAAGAAAAGAUUUUUUGGUAACAAAACAAUGUCAACUUAAUAGUCUAAAUUUGAAAGAUGAAUUAUCUGAAUUGGAAAAGAAAAUUAUGGUGAAUGAAUAUGACAAGAAAAUUAAAGACGCAAUCAUUGAAAAGGAAAAAAGAAUAAAUAAUGAAAUAGCAAAAACUGCUGUUGAGAUAAGUUGUAUGAAAGGUGAAUUAAAAGAAACUGAAAAACGUCUAACAGAAUUAAAUCGUUCAUUGAAUGAUUCCAAUUAUGUUCAUGUAGAAAAAAAGCUAAAACAAAAAUUGAUUAGAAAAAUUAUUUUGAAAAAAGCAAUUAGGGAUCUUAAUUUAUGUUACAAAGUUCUUGACAAUUCAAUAUUAAAAUUUCAUGAAGAUAAAAUGAAUGAAAUAAAUUUGACUUUAAGUGAAUUAUGGAAAAAAGUAUACACUGGAAAUGAUAUUGAAUGCAUAAAAAUCAAAUCAAAGGAAAAUAGUAGUGCUGGUGAUAAAAGAAAAUCUUAUGAUUAUGCUGUUGUAAUGAUUGUAGACGGAAAUGAAAUUGAAAUGAGAGAUAGAUGUAGUGCUGGACAAAGAAUGUUAGCAUCUAUUCUCAUAAGAAUUGCGUUAUGUGAAGUUUUUUGCCACCAAUGUCCAAUUAUUGCUCUUGAUGAACCUACAACUAACUUAGAUGUUAAUAAAGUUGAAAAUAUUUCUGAAAUGUUGACAGAUUUAGUGACAUUUAGAAUGAAUGGUCUUCCUUCAAAACCAAAAGAUGAUUGUUGUGUUGAGGAAAGAAUAAAUUUAGAAGAAUCAUGGGCUAAUUCAUCUAGAGCAAAGAGAAAUUUUAGCAAUUUCCAACUUAUUGUCAUUACACAUGAUAUGCAACUUACUCAUCUACUUUAUAGAAACUUUAAACCAGAAUAUAUUUAUCAAUUUAGAAAAGAAAGUGACGGAACAUCAAAAAUAACGGCUCAUAAGAGUAUUCAGUAA